Messenger RNA from Magallana angulata, 2561 nucleotides. RefSeq lists its product as uncharacterized. Lineage: Eukaryota; Metazoa; Mollusca; Bivalvia; Ostreida; Ostreidae. The transcript is spliced from 2 exons. The coding region runs from base 288 to 2096 and encodes 602 amino acids. The record is from RefSeq and is a predicted model, not a curated record.
UCCCCCAACAAAGGAGAGAUUUGGUAUUUUAAAUACCGAUCUAGUAUUACAUUGUAACUCCUUCUCAUAAACCGAAACUAACACAUGAUUUGCACCUAUAAAUAGAAUACAUGUAUAGCUACUGUAAAUUUCCGGGAUUUUUUCCAUAAGAUUUUCAUCGUCCAUUUCAUCAAUUAAGACUUGUGAGAAUAACAAGAAGGGAGGGGAGAAAGAUGUAACUUAAAACAACGUCUGAUUAGACUCUUGGUUGGUCUAAAAUACAGACAAUUAUUUAAAUACUUUCCACGAUGGAUCCUAUUCCUCCGACUCCUAUCAUAUCUAUCUCACAACGAUGCCGACCGCGCAUGCCCAGGAAACAGGAUCUUGAAGCUUUGAGGGAAUUCUUGAAACACACUGACACCAGGACAGUUGCUUUAGCGUUGCAGAUUACGGGGUGCCUGGAUAGACGAUUGGAUGUGGGUGAUAUCACGUGGGGAGAACUAUUUCGGACCCUGGUCUUCAGGGACUACAGUUUCGUGUCAUCAGACGAUCUUUGUAGACGUUUCUUUGACCACGGCUAUCAGGAACUGGCCAGGAGUCUUUAUAUGCAUUUUUUAUACGCAGAAUCACAUUCUCAGUCGCUGGUCACUGUAAAACGGUCGGUUCCCAUCAAUAAAAAGUCGAUACAUUUGUAUUUUAAGAAUCUCAAACGUUUAGUUCAUAAUGCUCAGUUUAAAGAUCCACGGAGUUUUUUCCGGAAACAGGCUCGUCUUUUGCAAAACCAGAUUCAACACGAGAGAGCAGAAUCUAAACGGCAGUUUCUCUCAGACAAAUAUAUUGCUUUACUGGGAGCAGAAAUUGACGCAAUUGCUAUUACUUAUGAUGUAACAUUACCUGAUCAAGACAUUUUCACAGAACUAAAAUCGCUUGCUGUAAACUCGACAGACGCCUCAAUAUCUGAAGUCGUUUUCUUCGGGAGAAAAGCUAAUGCUUUGGCUAUUGCUAAGAAGUUUUCAGAAGGGGAAGACAUGGUUAAACAGGCCCAUUGUUGCGCGAACUUCACCGGGCCGUGUCUAGAGAUAGCAAACAUGAUCUACAUUGACGUGUACUUCAAGCUGUGGCAGUUCGAACAGACGCCUACGACGGAAUUGAAGGAAUCGCUUCUUUACGAAGGCAGCAAAGGACUGUGGGCACUUAGCGAGGAGGAGGAAGAAAUCAGGAAUCUGUGGAAGAGGAUGUUUCUCCUAAGGAUGAUAUUUUGUCUGGUGGGAUUAAGUAACAAGGGUCGUUGUAUUCCGGGUUGCGUUAUUUGCGAAGAGGACGUGGACAGGGCAGAAAAGUAUAUGAACGAGAUCAAUCUUAAAGACAUCGAAGCAAGACGAGAAAUGAUGUACUACAUUGCUAAGGCCAGGAUAAAACAGCUCAGAAGAAUGUUUGAUGAUGCUAACUCGGAAAUUGAUAGGGCAGAAGCUAUAGCACAGUCUGGAAACUUCAAGGAGAUUGACUCGAUAAUGGAAUAUAGAUCUUUCCUUAAAAAGUUGGGCUCAGAAACGGAGGUCAAAACAGUCCUCGAUGAACAACACGAAGAUUUAGCUGAUGCACCAUCUUUGUUGAUCCCAUCUCUUGAAUCUCUAGGAUUAACAGAGACUCGAGACUCCGAAGAGACUUCAGUGAAGGUGGAACCAUAUAUGGUUGACAAAGUUGGUAACCAACCCCACAAUGUCGACGGUGUUGUAUUAGAACCAAGUCCGUAUAACUCGUGGUCAGUGCUGGGGGGACAGUUUCCGUCCGCUUCGUCUUCGGAACAGUCCGAUGAUUCAGUGGAAUAUAGUAUUAUUUCCAAGGAACCGGUACAAGAGACUCACCGUCCCAGACUGUGUUUGGAUUGCCCUAGGAACUCUAUCGAACCAGUACAGAACAUUCCACAAGAUUUAUACUCGGCGCUUGAAAUUAAAGAUGCUACAAAAUUAGAUUCUUUGAUAUUAAAUUACAGAAAUGACCCACAUGUAAACCAAGUGGUCACUGAACAAGACAGAAAUUGUUUGACUUUGUCUACUCACGAAAUAUUAUCUGACGACGAUAACAGACUCCGUCUCUCCUCUUUUGAUAACGGCUAAUAUCUGUAUAUAAACAAAAUAAGUAAACUCUCAGCCAUUACAAUGUCAUUUAUUAAGUUAUUGUGAUAAUUCGAUAACAUCUUUGUAACUUAUCUCUGUGUGUUAAGAUGCUUGCACUUUGAAGCAUAGUGAAUUUGGAAAGAAGUGUUAUCUUACUUUGACCUAUGUAUGCAUUUUUGUAAAGGUCAGUUUUUAAGCUGAACUAUGUUGAUGCAUAUGAAUUCAAAGUAGUUGUUAUAAUAUUUAUUUACCAAAUGCAGAAGAAAAAAGUUAAACAUAUCAUCCUUAUAAGGUGCAAAUCAUUGGUGUAGAUUGAAACACAAAGCAGUUUUCCGUUGACUUUUUUAUUCAGGGAAGGAUAUAUUUUUGUUCUUAAGGCGUAAAGCAUUCUCUUUUUGACAACCGUUCGCUCCACUAAAUAAAACUAACGCAACAUUUGGAAAUGAGUAAAUGUGUGAAUUCUUG